UAAUUUUUUGACGUUUUGUCAUUUACAAUUUGUUCAUAUUGUAUUGCAAUUUUACAUUUAUUUUGCAGACUGGUUCAACGAGUAAGAUAAUGGUAACAGAGUGCGUUUUACUGGGUGUUUUUUAUAUAUUCGCUUAUUUUUACACGGAUUAUAUCGUUCGUUUUCCGUUUAUCCACAAGUGCCUUUAAAAAAUCAAGUAAAUCGUUCAUUUAAGUCAAAAUGGUAUAUCCGCACGUAUUUAGAACGGAACAUAGCGAAACUAGAACCACAAAUGGGGAGUACGGGGAGUUUUUUGCUAAAACGUUAGAAACAAAAAUGAAAAUUCAACCGUCGUUAUUGAAGAUACUUCAGUAUACAGAUUCGAACAGAGAAAAGUUUGUAGAAGAUCUAAGAGAGUUCCUCACCAUUAAAUCUAUCUCGGGAACCCUUGAAAACUUAGACGAUGCUAAUCAAAUGGUUAAAUUCGUCGAAAAAUGGAUGAAGAAAUUGGGCGUCAAGUACGAAUGCUUUGAUAUUGGCACGACGGAAAUUGAAGGAAAGAAAGUUUCAAUAACACCGGUGAUUAUUGGAAGAUUGGGAACAAGUCCUAACAAACAAACGCUUCUUAUUUACGCCUACUUGGACGUCAAGAAUCCAGAUAUGGAAAAAUGGGAGACAGACCCCUGGGAUGCAGUUUUAAAAAACCAAAAACUGUACGGCAACGGGGUGGCAGGUGGCAAAGGUCCUUUAGUCUGUUGGUUUCACGUCAUCAAAGCAUUUCAAGACAAGGGCACGGAACUUCCGGUUAAUAUUCAAUUCCUUGUCGAAUCUAUGCACUACAAAAAUAGCCAAAACCUGGAAGACUUUAUAACCAAUAAUAGACAAAGACUUUUUCCCGAUAUUAGCAGCACAAUCGUGAAUGAUUGCGAAUGGAUGGGCGUAAAAUAUCCGUGUAUUUUUUACGGAUGUAUAGGAAUACUACAUUUUAUGUUGACGGUAACGAAAAAGGAAAAUUCUACCGCAGAUCCCAAGGAAGACAUGAACAAGAUUUUCAAAGAGAUGGUCGACGAAGAAGGAAACAUUUUGAUUCCUAAUUUUGCCGACUUCGUUCAACAGAUUACACCGGAUGAAGAAAACAUUUACGAACAUAUGCCUAGAGCAAAUUUACCGCCAUAUCAACAAAAAUGGGACAAAGUUCAAAUGCUCAUGCAUUUUUGGCGACUGCCGUCGAUUUUUCUUGACGAAAUACUCGAAUGCAACUGUGACAAGCAAGACUUUUCAACUAUCAAAAGGCAUUUUGUAAUAAAAAUCGUUCCCCGACAAGUCGAUUACAAAACGGCGGAACUGGUUCAAAAUUUCGUUAAAGAUACAAGGAAAAAACUGAAGAUCGAAAGCAAAAUGGAAUGUGAACUCAUUUCUUCAUCUAGGCCAUGGGUAGAAUCGGUUAGUUCGCCACAAUACAUCGCCGCCGCAAGGGCCACAAUACAGAUCUAUAAAAUGAAGCCCAGUCUGAUCAGAGAAGACAGAAAUAUACCAAUAGUAAGUAUGCUGAGCAAGGUGAUGGAGAAGCCAGUUAUGCUUCUACCCUUGCCGUCAAUGGGUGCGAAUAUCUCGGAACCAAACGAAAACAUUAGCCUUAAAAAUUACUACGAAGGAACGAAACUUCUAGCGGCUUAUAUAUUGCAAAUUGCUGAAAUGAAGAACGUGAAGUAAACAUUUAUCGAACAAAUAAAAAUCUAUUUUACACAUAUAUAGCGUUGUUGACUUUAUAUGGCAUAAAAGUUUAUUUGUGAAAUAUAUAAGCAUAUAGGGCAAAUGUAAGUUAUUGUUUAUAUAAUUUUCAAAA
Agrilus planipennis (emerald ash borer) is the source of this 1825-nucleotide messenger RNA. RefSeq names its product cytosolic non-specific dipeptidase-like. The transcript is spliced from 5 exons. Bases 220 to 1692 code for a protein of 490 amino acids. Gene Ontology annotation, biological process: proteolysis. The record is from RefSeq and is a predicted model, not a curated record. Gene Ontology annotation, molecular function: peptidase activity. NCBI's taxonomy places the organism in Eukaryota, Metazoa, Arthropoda, Insecta, Coleoptera, Buprestidae.